AUGUGUCAUCCCGAUUUUUACAUCCUCCGUAGGUACUAUUUAUACGACCAUUACUCAAUGGUUCUUUUAAUUCGUGGGCGCCGCUAACAUUGACAAGACAAUACCGAGAAUCGGCUGAAAAAAGUUCAAUAAUCGUCUACGAUUUUUUUUCUAUAAUAAACAAUUUUUAAUGCCGUAUAAUUCAGCUAUAAAUAUUAUUCUUCAGAUUAGAUAUUAAUGUGCGGUGUCUAAUAAAUAAAGAUUUAUAAUGAUCGGUUCAAAAGAACGAUUUUUAAGUUUUGUGGUAGAAGCUUUAAUAGUUUUUUCUUUGGUUCCAUGUAAAUUUGUGCGCGCUGCGGCUUUACAGGAAAUUUCGGCAAAAAAUAUCCUUGGUGUGCCUGGUGAAGGAAGACAUUUGGCAAUCAAAUCGUAUCCGGCGAUAGCGAACUACCAAAGUGAUUUGUACGAGGUGUUUGAGGAACCCUAUAACUUUGAUAUCAGACCACAAGCGGCUGUAGCUGUUUUAACUAGCGCAGACGAAGGAGAAGUAGGGGGUGAAGUUGUAUUUGUUCAGAAACACCCGCCUAAUGGACCAAUAUUUAUAAGAGGCAACAUUACAGGUCUGUCCCAAGGCAAUCAUGGUAUUCAUAUUCACCAGGCUGGAGAUCUUAGAGAGGGGUGUGAUAAGUUAGGAGGACACUUUAAUCCAUACUUUCUGAGGCACGGUGGUCCAAAAUCGCCUCAUCGCCACAUCGGUGAUUUGGGAAAUGUUGAAGCCAAAGAUAACGGAAUCGCCGAAAUUGUACGCAUUGACCCUUUGAUGUCCUUAAGCGGUGGACCUAGGGGUGUUGUAGGAAGAGCUCUGGUGGUGACUGAAGGCGAAGACGACCUGGGAUUAGGUGGAAAUGCUAAUAGUUUUGUAGAUGGCAAUUCGGGCAAGCCAGUGGCUUGUGGCAUUAUAGCUUAUAUAAGAUAACUAAAAAUUCAUGUGAAACCCUUAGAUCUGUAUAGCUUAUAUUUAUAAAAGAAAUAAAAAUACAAAAUGUGUAAAUUUAGGAAGAUAAAUUAGAAUACAAAACAUGAAACAUUUGAUCUGUAUAUGAUGGAAUCUGAAAGAAUUAUAUUAAGUGAUAUUAUACUGUUUGAAAUAACGUAGGCAAGACUUUUACAUUAAAUUAUAAAUUAUACACACUUCCUAUUUUGUUUAUAAAAUGUAAACAAUA
Molecule: messenger RNA, 1202 nt
Organism: Sitophilus oryzae (rice weevil)
Lineage: Eukaryota; Metazoa; Arthropoda; Insecta; Coleoptera; Curculionidae
Product: superoxide dismutase [Cu-Zn]-like
Exons: 4
Coding region: 248-955 (235 amino acids)
Biological process (GO): removal of superoxide radicals
Molecular function (GO): copper ion binding
Source: RefSeq, a predicted model, not a curated record